AUGACUUCGGGCUUGGAGGAAGCGCUGCAACACACUGGUGGCCAUGGGCAAACCGCCGAGGGUGUCUCAAUCUCGACCUUUCUAGCCUCGCUGGCGACGGCCAUCGCUGUCUUCGUCGUUGAAUUCCUCCUCUUUAUGCUUUUAAAAGGCAAACUAAGUCGUAUAUACCAACCACGAACAUACUUGGUCCCAGAUAGGGAACGCACAAGUCCGUCACCACCAGGCCUCUUCCGUUGGAUUGUGCCUGUGUUUCGUACAUCCAGCGCCGAGUUUAUCCAGAAAUGUGGGCUUGAUGCAUAUUUUUUCCUGCGCUAUUUGCGCAUGCUCCUGAAGAUCUUCGUCCCCCUGGGAAUUGUGAUCUUGCCGGUUCUACUGCCAGUCAACCGCGCUGGCGGCAAGGGCCAGACAUACGAAAAUGGUACAUCAGGCAAGAAGUAUGGUGUCACUGGUCUGGAUCAGUUGGCAUGGGGUAAUGUGACCCCUCAGCACACUCAUCGGUAUUGGGCUCAUUUAGUGAUGGCCGUUCUUGCCAUUAUCUAUGUCUGUGCUGUCUUCUUCGAUGAACUUCGGAACUAUAUUCGCCUGCGACAGGCGUAUUUGACAUCUCCCCAGCAUCGACUCCGGGCCUCUGCAACCACCGUGCUCGUUACGUCUAUUCCGCCCGAUUGGCUGAGUACGGAUGCGCUUGAUAAUCUUUUCGAUGUCUUCCCUGGAGGGGUACGAAACAUCUGGCUCAAUCGCAAUUUCGAUGAUUUGAAUGAGAAAGUGAAAGCGCGAAACGAUUUUGCUCUCAAACUUGAGAGUGCCGAGACAGAUCUGAUCUCAAAAUGCAAAAAGGCACAGCUCAAAAAGGCCAAGUUGGAGGCGAAGAAGGCCGGCAAAAGCAAAGCAAGCGCAGGGAAAGAAGAGAAAAAGGUGACCGACAAACGGGCAUCCCAGAUGGCGAUAGGCCCUGGCAUCAGCUCUGGUAAUCCUCAUGAGGCCCACACGGUACGAGAAUUGCUCCACCCCACACACUCCCAAAAGAAGCGGUCGGAAGAUGGAGCUCGACGGGUACUUGACCCUGCCUUUGCAGCCGCUGGAGCAGUUGGAUUAGGUGUGGGAAAACUCGGCAAAUCAGUGCUUGGAGGCUUUAGGAAGGUUGAAAAGGGCCUUGAAGCACCCUUAGCUCAGACUAGGGGCUUUGUUGCCGCCACCGACGAGAUCAUUCCUCCGCAUGGAAACAUCAUUCCGGCACAGGACCAUCCCGCCUCUGGCAACACCGGCCCGCUGCAUACAAACACCCAUCCAGCCCACGACCCUCCCGCCACCGACGACACCCCUCCAUUGCGUCCAAGCUCCCCUCCAUCCCAUGAUCACUUUUUCUCAGAGACUACACCUGUGACAACGUCUAGUAAAACUCUAGGCCUGCGACGCCCAGGCCAGAGCCCUGUUCACAGUCCAGUCCUGAGUAAUUCAACGUGCUGUGACCCAACAACUCCACCGAAGCCACCAUUCUGGAGACGCAUCUCGUCUCAUACCAAAUCGCAAGGCAUACCUGAAGCUGACGAAUAUCCACUGACCGCACCUGAAGGUCCUGCGACCGGUGCUGUUUGUUGUGACUCCAAUGAACUUGAGAAUGAGAAAGACACAAGCGGCCGAAAGGAGAAACACAAAAUGAAACCAGAAGACUAUCCCACCGCUUACAACGAGAACUUUGAUAAUGAGGACUACGGAGAGCCAUUGUGGAAAGAUUAUAUCCGACCCAAGGACCGUGAUACUAUGCGACUACCCAUAUUUGGUUGGAGUUGGAUGCCUUCAAUUUGGCUUCUCGGAAAAAAGGUCGACACCAUUGAUUAUUGCCGAAAGGAACUUGCUCGUCUAAAUCUGGAAAUUGAAAUCGACCAACAGCAUUCUGAGCGGUUCCCCUUGAUGAACUCGGCUUUCAUUCAAUUCAAUCAUCAAGUUGCCGCCCACAUGGCAUGCCAAGCUGUUAGCCAUCAUCUGCCCAAGCAAAUGGCACCCCGAGUCGUGGAAAUAUCUCCUGAUGAUGUCAUUUGGGAUAAUAUGUCGAUCAAAUGGUGGGAGCGAUACCUGCGUUCCUUCGGCAUCAUAACAUUAGUUUGUGGAAUGGUCGUUGGGUGGGCGUUUCCCGUUGCGUUUACCGGACUACUUUCACAAUUGUCAUAUCUGGAGGGUGCAUUUACAUGGCUGGCUUGGAUUGGCAAGCUGCCCGACUGGUUCAUUUCAGCCGUUCAGGGUGUCCUUCCUGCACUAUGUUUAGCCAUUCUAAUGGCACUUUUGCCUCUCAUGCUUCGCUUCUUGAGUCGCACACAAGGCCUCUUCACUGGCAUGUCCAUUGAACUCACUGUCCAAAACUACUACUUUGCCUUCCUCUUUGUGCAGCUGUUCUUGGUUGUCACCAUUGCCUCCAGUUUCUCUACAAUCAUCGAGCAUGUCACUGAUGUGACCAGCUGGCCGCAACUACUAGCUGUGAACAUCCCGAAGUCCAGUAACUACUUCUUCUCUUACAUGAUUCUACAAGCCAUGUCUGUGAGCGCUGGUGCUCUCGUCCAGAUAUUUGGUCUGGUGAGCUGGUUUAUUCUUGCUCCCAUUUUGGAUUCUACUGCCCGGAAGAAAUGGGCUCGGACAACCAAUCUCAAUCAGAUGCAAUGGGGCACAUUCUUCCCUGUUUACACCACUCUUGCCUCUAUCGGUCUGAUCUACUCUGUGAUUGCACCUCUGAUUUUGGUUUUCAAUAUUAUCACCUUCAGCCUUUUCUGGUUCGUCUACCGCUACAACACACUCUAUGUCACCAAGUUUCGCUUUGACACUGGUGGUCUCCUUUUUCCCCGAGCUAUCAACCAGCUAUUCACCGGGAUUUACUUUAUGGAGGUCUGCCUGAUCGGCUUGUUCUUCUUAGUUCGAGACGAAAACAAUGAUGUUUCCUGCAAGGGACAGGGAAUUUGCAUGAUCGUGGUACUGGGAUUAACCGUCGGUUAUCAAAUCCUUCUCAACGAGGCCUUUAGUCCACUAAUCCGAUAUCUUCCCAUCACUCUGGAAGAUGAUGCUAUUCGACGUGAUGAGGAGUUUAGCCGUGCUCAACAUGCUCGCCUUGGCCUCGCCGAUGACAGUGACGACGAUGGCGACAUCGAACAUAGUCUCGCUGAGCGUGAGCGCCAGGAGCGCCGGCCAGAACAAGGCACACGAGACAUUGAGCUCAAACCUUUGGAUAUCGAUUUACCAGACGAGAAGCGACGGAAUUCGGACCGCUUAUCAACGCCUCGGCUUGGACAAAAACGCCCAUCAUGGGCUUCCAAUACAUCAAACCGAAGGUCCAAGUAUUUUGGCUCGAACUCGCCAUCUGCACAUGCGCCACGGGCCGUACAGAAGAAAAUUGUGCAAGACACGGAGUCUCAGGGAGUAGGCCCCAACACAGUUGGCCAAGCCUUGUUUGCUGGUAUUCACGACGAAUUGGAGGAUCUCACUCCCGAUGAGCGUGAUCAAUUGGUGCAGCGUGCCUUCCAGCACGAGGCCCUUCGCGCAAAGCGGCCUGUCAUUUGGAUCCCGCGUGAUGAUCUGGGUGUAAGUGAUGACGAGAUCUACCGAACACAAAGAUUCAGUAAGCAUAUCUGGAUCAGUAAUGAGUAUCAAGCGCUGGAUGGCAAGUGUCGGACAAUCUUCAGUCGCAGUCCUCCCGAUUUCUCGGAAGUGGAUUUGAUUCAACUUUGA
Messenger RNA from Penicillium paradoxum, 3711 nucleotides. RefSeq names its product putative DUF221 domain protein. Gene Ontology annotation, cellular component: plasma membrane. Gene Ontology annotation, molecular function: calcium-activated cation channel activity. The coding region runs from base 1 to 3711 and encodes 1236 amino acids. The record is from RefSeq and is a predicted model, not a curated record. The transcript has 3 exons. NCBI's taxonomy places the organism in Eukaryota, Fungi, Ascomycota, Eurotiomycetes, Eurotiales, Aspergillaceae.